This is a messenger RNA of Carassius auratus (goldfish), 2440 nucleotides long. Its product is annotated as aryl-hydrocarbon-interacting protein-like 1. The transcript has 8 exons. The record is from RefSeq and is a predicted model, not a curated record. Lineage: Eukaryota; Metazoa; Chordata; Actinopteri; Cypriniformes; Cyprinidae. The coding region runs from base 238 to 2403 and encodes 721 amino acids. Gene Ontology annotation, molecular function: protein binding; peptidyl-prolyl cis-trans isomerase activity.
UUCUUACAGGGGAUUAUUCUGAAGAUUCAGGGGGUUGAAGGAUUAACCAAGGCAGAUUAAAGUGGCUAUCCUCAACCUGGUAAUCCAGCCAUCUGUCAGAAAGCAGUCAGGCAGCAUUUGGCUGCAGGGUGUGAUUUGUCUCCCUUCCUCAGCUUGCUAAUUAACACUGCCAAGGACCAGCUCUCACAGGCUACAGGACAUCAGGACUGUUUUAAUAAAGAAACACUCUUCUUCAAAAUGCAAGAAGCGUAUUUGCUUGACCAUCCUGGAGUAAAAAAGAAGAUUUUGCAUGGAGGUCAAGGACCAUUGCCUCAUUUUCCUAAGGGAACCAAGCUGGUGUUCCACUUUCAGACUCUGUUGGACAACUUUGAAAGAACCGUGAUUGAUGACAGUCGCAAAAAUAAGUGUCCCACGGAGAUUUUCGUGGGGAAGAUGUUCAAAAUGGAGGUGUGGGAGGUGCUGUUAACCUCCAUGAGGAUUGGAGAGGUGGCGGAGUUUUGGUGUGAUGCUGUUCACACAGGUCUUUAUCCUAUGGUGUCAAAAGGGAUGCGACUGGCUGCUCAGGGUAAGGACCCUCUAGAGGGCCAAAACCACACGUGUGGCAUGGGAAACUUGUUUCACUACCAUUCGACAGGCUUUCCAGAGCUUGAUGAGAUAAUGAGGACACCUCAACCUCUAAUCUUCAUCAUGGAACUAAUCUCGGUGGGCGACCCGUUCUCUUACCAGCGGGAGUCUUGGAUGAUGGAGAAGGAUGAGAAACUAAAGGUUGUGCCCUCGCUACAUCUUUUGGGCAACGCUCUAGUCAAGCAGGGUCGGUUCCGUGAAGCUGCAGAAAAGUACCAAGAGGCUGUGGUUCUGCUGCGAACAGUCCAAUCCAGGGAGAUGCCUGGAGAUGAAGAUUACAUUAAUCUGGACAGGCUUAUCAUUCCUCUUGUACUGAACUACUGCCAGUGCAUGUUAGAGCUGGAGGAAUAUUAUGAAGUCAUAGAACAUACGACAGAACUCCUGGACAAACACAAAGACUGUGUCAAAGCCUACUAUAAGCGAGCGAAGGCCUAUGCAGCUGUGUGGAGUGAGAGGGAGGCCAGGAGAGACUUCCAAAUGGUGGCCAACCUAGACAUCACCCUGUCUCGAUUGGUGCAAAGAGAACUCAGUCUUCUGUCUGAGAGAAUGAAGGAAAAAUACUGGGAGGAUAAAGAAAGGUACUGGAAGAUCCUGGAAGACAGAGAAAAUGAACCAGAGAAGGAGGACAUCUCUGAGAUGGAUGCAAAAGAGGAAAGCAGAGAGGAACAUUCUCAGUCCCCUGAAGAGGUCAAAGAUGCUGAGAAGGGAAAUAACCCAUCUGUAGCAGAGGAAAACAAGCAUGACACCAAAAGUGAAGACUUCGCAGCGGAGGCCAAUCACAGGAUAACAGCUCUGACCGAGGGCAACGACUGGCAGCAGAUGCUACGGCUAAUUAUGCUGCUCCAAGACGAAGGCAAUUUCAAUGUGAAAGAGCAUAAAUACACUGAGGCGACUGCUAAGUUCAAGGAGGCUCUGGAGUAUGUAGACCAUCUCCAAACUAAGGUGGAACAUAAAGGAGAAGACUGGGAAUCUCUAGAGAAAGUCCGUCUGCCACUCUGUCUAAACCUCAGUCAGUGUAAGCUGGAGCUUGGGGAAUACCAAGAAGUAGUGGAUCUCAACUCUAAACUGCUGAAGAAACAUAAAGACAAUAUGAAAGCUGUGUACCAGCGGGCCCAAGCUCACGCCGCAUUAUGUAACAAAGACGAGGCUAACAGGGAUUACAAUAGGGUCAUGCAACUGGAUCCCAGAUUCAAACCCAUCGUCAAACAGGAGAUUAAGAAGAUGGGUGAGAACAUAAGAGUGAAGUGUGUCAAUGAAAACAAAAACUACUGGACAAGCACUCAGGAGAAGUGGGAAAAGAAGACGCAGACCAAGAGAGGAAAGAAGAUGAAGAAAGGAGUGACAUGGGCAGAUGAGAGUAAAAUGUUGGGAAGGCACGAUGAAGGACAGCUGGCAAAAUCUGGCGGCGGUGACAAAUUAGAGGGGAGCUGCAGUGUCAAACCAGGUAAUAAAGAUGAAGGACAGGAUGAGAAGAAAAACUUUGAGAAAAAUGAAGACGAGAGCUCUCUGACCCUGGAAGAAGCACAAGAAAAAACUGCGGCUGUAGAUAAAGACCAAAGCAAUGUGCUGGGAGAUAGUACACAGAGAUCACAGACAGAUAGCAGGGCCACUGAAACUCUACUGACCAGUGACAUUACAAAGAAAAAUGAACAGGAUGAGAUCACAGAUGAAAAACAAGAAUCUCCUGCAAAGCCAGACAAAGAUGCAAGCAGUGGAGCAUCACAGAAAGAAAGACCGCCGGACUCGACUGGAGAUGAUGAAACCGAGAAAAGCUACUGAAUUUAAGAUGGAGAAGACAAAUGUUGAUGAACAUCAC